AUUUAUAAUACAAUGCCAAAAGACAGCAGCAAUUUGUGCAUUCCGGGGUCGACCUGUAGAACACAUAUAAUAUAAGAGAAUGGGUCGCCGGUGGAUUGGGUUCUUGAUAGUUUUGCUGCCUUUACUGGACAGCACAGCCGCUGCAACAAAGUUUACAGUUGGAGAUGGUAUCGGUUGGGCAGUUCCUUCCAACGCUUCCUUCUACGACGAGUGGGCUAGCGAUAAAACUUUCCAGGUUGGUGAUUCCAUAGUAUUCAACUGGUCGGAGGUACACAACGUAUUAGAGGUAACAUCGAAGUCUGAAUACGAUAACUGCACAACAACAAAUGGAAUACUCAGGCAAACUAGUCCUGUAACUAUCGAUCUGACAGCAAACUCUACUCUCUACUUCAUCUGCACCGUUGGACAACACUGCGCACUGGGUCAGAAGGUAACAAUCAAAGUUGGAAAUGGAAUAUCAUCUCCAUCACCAUCAUCGCCAUCAAAUUCUGCAAAUCCUUCCUGCAGCGCUACUGCCUUGUUUACAGUUCUCACUGCUGCUGUCAUAUAUUUCCUGCGUUCCCUUGCUUAAAUGUCUCGAUAAAAGCCAGAAAUUAUUUCAGUGCAUUCGGUAUUAUUGUCUUGUAAAUUGGAAUUAUAUAGUACCGUAAUUUCGUUUAUGUAGACUAUUUCUGCUGCAGGUUGUAGCUUAUUCUAGAGUGAGAAAUGUGUCAGCUUGUGAUGUUACAGUAAUCUGCAUCAUUAAUUCUAUGUAGUAGGAAUUAUAUAGCUUUCCUGAA
Ricinus communis (castor bean) is the source of this 779-nucleotide messenger RNA. Its product is annotated as cucumber peeling cupredoxin. The record is from RefSeq and is a predicted model, not a curated record. Gene Ontology annotation, cellular component: plasma membrane. The transcript has 2 exons. The coding region runs from base 80 to 571 and encodes 163 amino acids. NCBI's taxonomy places the organism in Eukaryota, Viridiplantae, Streptophyta, Magnoliopsida, Malpighiales, Euphorbiaceae. Gene Ontology annotation, molecular function: electron transfer activity.